ACUAAAUCAUGUGAUAUUGGGUCCUUGAGUUCCCCGUUCGUGUUUACAUUUUGUGACCUCAUGGCUGCUUUCUCGAGAACAGCGUCUCUCCUCUGUAAAAAUGCCGUACGAUCAGAAUCAUUGGGCAAACUCAACAAUUUCUGCACUUCAGCACGUGGGUCAAAAAGUUACCAGCUGGUGGUGGUAGGGUCUGGGGCCGGGGGUGCCGCCAUCGCGGCUAGAUUUAGCUCCAAGCUCGGCAAGGGGAAAGUCGCCAUUAUCGAACCUUCAGACGCCCACUAUAAUCAAGCCAUGUGGACUCUUGUUGGCGGUGGGAUCGUAAAGCUUGAGGACACUUACAGGCCCAUGGCAUCCAUCAUUCCUAGCACCUGUGACUGGAUUAAGGACAGAGCGACUACCUUUAAGCCCGACACCUGUACUGUAAGCACACAGGGAGGGGAAGAGAUAAAGUAUGAAUAUUUGGUUGUAGCGGUGGGGUUACAGCUGAGAUACGAAGAUAUUAAGGGUCUUACUGAAGGCCUAGAAAUGGAUCCAAUGUUGGUCAGCAACUAUUCCGCGAAGUACGUAACGCGCACAAUCAACGCCAUUGACAAGUUUAAAGGCGGUCAGGCGGUUUUUACGCUGCCAAAUACCCCGAUCAAAUGUCCAGGUGCCCCGCAGAAAAUUAUGUAUCUUGCCGAGUCGAAAUGGAAAAAGAAUGGUGUAAAGAAAAGUAGCACUAUCACUUACAAUACUGCUAUGGGGGUGAUGCUUGGAGCGCCGAAAUAUGCCGAGGUCCUCAGAGGAGUCUGCGAGAAGAGAGGGAUACAAGUCAAUUUUAAAACAAACCUGGUUGAAGUAAAUCCUGAGAAGAAAGAAGCUGUUUUCAUGAAACUAGAGACUGGUGAAACAUAUGUUCAACCGUACGACUUUAUGCACGUGACCCCACCCAUGUCAACACCAACUGAACUGAAGAGCAGCCCAUUGGUGAACGCUGGCGGCUUUCUUACUGUCGAUAAGUACACGUUACAGCACUCCCAGUACCCUAAUGUCUUUGGGAUCGGAGACUGCACUGAUGUUCCCACCCCAAAGACUGCAGCCGCUGUAGCAUCCCAGUGUGGAAUCGUGGCUGAAAACUUAGCUGCAGUGAUGAAGGGAGGGACGCUUACCCGAAAGUAUGAUGGGUACACGGCAUGUCCACUAGUGACCAGCUACAACACCUGCAUCAUGGCCGAGUUCGCCUUUGAGGGCGUUCCCAUGGAAACAUUCCCUAUCGACCAAGGCAAAGAACGCCAAUCUAUGUACUGGGUGAAACUACACAUCUUGCCGAGAGUAUAUAACUUGAUGACAAAAGGCUGGUGGAGCGGACCUGCCCCUGUGAGGAAGAUAUUUCAUUUGGGUCUAUCAAAACAAGAAUAAUAUGGCCACGUUCACAUUGAUUUUAACAAAACAAGCUUAGUCUUUAGAAAAUGCACCCGAUUCUUCCCCAUCCCCACCUCCAAAUUAAGCCCAAUCUUUUCCCAACACAGUGCAUUAUUCAUUGUGCCAGUGGCUUAAAUACUUAGGGCGAUAGUGCGGUUACAGAGCAGGCAAUGGUAAUCAAACGCUCCUUGACAUUGGAGACUUAACGAUUUCUGUUUAGGCCCGCGUGACAGGAAUGGUAGUUUUAGGAAUGGAAGUCCUGUAAAAAAGUAAUGGGGAACUGACUGACACCUGUUUAUCGUAUUUUAUCUGAAAGGUGUGUUAGCUGCACAUAAAAAGGGGCAGUAGAUAUCUCUUCUCUAGCACAACGGCUGUGAAACCUAUUUGGAGCUACGACUUCGAUACUAAUUGGAGGACGACUUUGAAAUCUAGGAAUGCGAUGAAUUUUAUAGAUGGGCAACAAUGUGUCUUGGACUUAUGGUAAAGAUGAGGACCAAACUACCGCAUAGGCUACUUAAUAGGCCUAUGUGGCGGCAGCAAUGGCGUGAAGCACAAGAUAUAUUAAAAACACCUAACAUCAUUUUAUAAACUUGAAACCUGACAAAAAAUCUCAAAACUCUCUGAAACUGAAUAGCUAAGGCCUUGCAGUUCUUUUUGCAAGAGGUAGGGGUCAUCUAAUAAGGUAAAAAGGGUCCAUCAAUUCAAAUGAUAUUACAGUCGCCCAUUGUUUGAUAACAGUUUAAAUGCAAGUUCUGAUGAGGGAGAAUUAGAUCAUUCGUAAACUCUGUUGCAUCAGCAAUAAAUCACAGCUAUUUUAUUGGAAAUGGGAUGGAGGAGGAGUCAGCCUUCUCCGUGUCUUUAUAUUAUGAAUGUGUUGAUUUAACACGGAGUCGGUUUGUGUCAGAAAUAUGAGACAAAUCUGGAUGGUACCCGUGUAUUAGUGUGUCUAGAAUUCAAUGUUUUAUGGCCUUGUCUUUGGUUCCCCAUAAUCAUAAGAUAUCAAACUGCCACAGAGUCGUUGGUAAAUGGAGUUCAGUUUCGUCACGUUACAUUAACAAACCAAAAACUCAUUUAUGAGAAUGUCACGUAGCAAUACGCAAUUAAUGACGCUCAUUAUUAGAGAAUACGUCGAGCUGACGUGGUGCGGUAGAGAAGAACUGCAGUAGAAAAUUAAAUAGAACUGCUGCUGCUGAAUGGAAUGAUUAAUGGGAUCUUCACAGGUCAGCAGACGACAUCCAAUCCAUCAUUUAGAAUUAGGUAACAAUUAUUAGUCAUUCUUUGAAAGAAACGUUUUUACAUUAGCAGUUCUCUGUUGCUGCACAGAGGUGUAAGGUUGGACAAGAGACGUUAUUUGCGCAGUCGUAAAACUCGUACGACGCGAAAUUUUAAUUAAGUUUGUACAAACGAUUGAUCACGAGAAAUGGUAUAAAGGAAAUAAACGAAAACGGAGAACUGUGGAAACAGUCUUAAGAUACAUAAAACGAGAUACGUAAAAUGGAAUAGCCGUGUUAUUUACGCUGAGUGGGCAACUCGCUCCCAGCUUCCGACGUUGUGCAUUUUCGUAUCAAGUUGCGUUAGAGAAACUUAGCCCGUGGCUCUUGAUGGCUGAUUUAAGAAAUUGCGCCGCCUUGAAGGAUAGAUUAGCAGUCUGAACAGAGAGCAUUUCAGUUAUUUUUCCGCACAUCAAUGUGUUUAUCCUAGUCGGGAAACGAGUUAAAUUAAGCGAACUAAGCCGGUCUAAAUGUAUCAAUCGGCAUAACGUGUAAUAUAUACAACAUCAAUUGACACACAAAAACACUUGUAUAUUUUUUUCUAAAGCAGUUGUACUCCACACAAGAGUAGACAAGCGCCAGACUGAAAAACAGCAGAGGUGGUAUGUGCACUAAUUGACAUAGUAAAAUGUAAACUGGGGGCAGUGCGCCAAGGUGAGCACCAAGUCCUUUAGUUUGCCGAGUCUUUGACCCUCUUUUAUCAUGAUCAUUAAACAGCCUGUGACCUCGCACCAAGCCACCUUCGUUGAUGAAAAAGCCCCCUAAACGCCGGACGACGAAGUCCAUUAAUGUGUCCCGGGUGCGUUCUCUGUCCGCUCAAUUAGCUAUCUAUACCUACUCAGAUAGAUGC
Molecule: messenger RNA, 3522 nt
Organism: Lingula anatina
Lineage: Eukaryota; Metazoa; Brachiopoda; Lingulata; Lingulida; Lingulidae
Product: sulfide:quinone oxidoreductase, mitochondrial
Cellular component (GO): mitochondrion
Molecular function (GO): FAD binding; sulfide:quinone oxidoreductase activity
Source: RefSeq, a predicted model, not a curated record